AUGCCCCCAUCGCCAAGUAUUCGUGCGGUGGACAUCACUGACAUCAAAUCCGUCGCCAACAUCAUUCCAACCUACACUGAAGCAGCGGAGGUUGUCGGAAUGAUAAUCCCUUCACGUGUGUCAUCAUUUCCUUUUGAUCUUGGUCUUGAAUUUCGUAUUCCGGUCGUCAAUGCGUCCUGCAUCGACCUUGUUGUGAAGCUCAAGAGUACCACAACUUACAAGGCCAUCACAACUGCCAUGAAGGAAGCCGAAGAGGGUCCGCUCAAGGGUAUCUUGUCUAUCCCUGAUAACGUUCUGGCGUCUACAAACUUGCUUGAGCGUACCGAGUCGGCCAUUUUCCAUCUUGGGUUUCAGUUCGCGGUCUCUGAUCGUUCCUUCAAGUUGGUCGCAUACUAUGCCAAUGAGUGGGCAUACUUGAAACGCGUAUGUGAUUUGCUUGCGUAUGUGGUCAAGAAGGAUGCGGAAAGUGUAUGGUACUAUUAGUGUGAACACGUAGAAUCGCUGUUAUUGAUAUUGCCUUGCAUAUUGGACAUAUCCUAAU
Messenger RNA from Suillus subalutaceus, 541 nucleotides. RefSeq lists its product as uncharacterized. The coding region runs from base 1 to 483 and encodes 160 amino acids. The transcript is spliced from 5 exons. Gene Ontology annotation, molecular function: oxidoreductase activity, acting on the aldehyde or oxo group of donors, NAD or NADP as acceptor. The record is from RefSeq and is a predicted model, not a curated record. NCBI's taxonomy places the organism in Eukaryota, Fungi, Basidiomycota, Agaricomycetes, Boletales, Suillaceae.